CGGCCCGACAACUCCUCAUGGCGGCGGCGGCUCCUUGGGUGCGGCGCGGUGGUGAGUGAGCUGCGAGUCUGGCGGGCGUGCGCCGAGCCCCGGUCCGGCCUCCGUGUGCCCCCACGAGCAUCGCACCCCUGAUGCUGCGCGGGUGUUGAGUCCGCCCCUGCCGGGACGAUGGUGAAGUAUUUCCUGGGCCAGAGCGUGCUCCGGAGUUCCUGGGACCAAGUGUUCGCUGCCUUCUGGCAGCGGUACCCGAAUCCCUAUAGCAAACAUGUCUUGACGGAAGACAUAGUGCACCGGGAGGUGACCCCUGACCAGAAACUCCUGUCCCGGCGUCUCCUGACCAAGACCAACAGGAUGCCCCGCUGGGCCGAGCGACUGUUUCCUGCCAAUGUUGCUCACUCGGUGUACAUCCUGGAGGAUUCUAUUGUGGACCCGCAAAACCAGACCAUGACCACCUUCACUUGGAACAUCAACCACGCCCGGCUGAUGGUGGUGGAGGAACGAUGUGUUUACUGUGUGAACUCUGAUAACAGCGGCUGGACCGAAAUCCGCCGGGAAGCCUGGGUCUCCUCUAGCUUAUUUGGUGUUUCCAGAGCUGUCCAGGAAUUUGGUCUUGCCCGGUUCAAAAGCAACGUGACCAAGACUAUGAAGGGCUUUGAGUACAUCUUGGCCAAGCUUCAAGGGGAGUCCCCUUCCAAAACCCUCGUUGAGACAGCCAAGGAAGCCAAGGAGAAGGCCAAGGAGACGGCACUGGCAGCUACAGAGAAGGCCAAGGACCUGGCCAGCAAGGCGGCCGGCAAGCAGCAGCAACAGCGGCAGCACUUCGUGUAGCCAGCCCAGGCCCCGGGGCGGUGGGACACCUGACCACCUGGCUCUAGUCCCUCUGCCCUUCCUCCUCGUACUUUACUAGUAAAACUCAACUUCCAGCCCUUUCUGCUCUCUGGGAGGUGGGGGCCGGGGGGGUGGGGUGGCGGUUGGGGCUGGGUGUCCCUUUUGGCGCGGAGCCAUGGACAGCCCCAGGGAGGGGCGGUGGCUCGCUCGGGGGCACAGCGUGCAGGGGGAGGAAGCCUAGACUGUAAGCUCCGCGAGGGCAGGGGCCUUUGUUGCAUUCUCUGAUGUGUCUCAGGUACCUGGAACAGCAUCUGGCACAUAACAGGCACUCAAUAAAUAGUUCUUAGUCAGAAAGCUUUA
Messenger RNA from Zalophus californianus (California sea lion), 1188 nucleotides. RefSeq names its product PRELI domain containing 1 (gene PRELID1). The record is from RefSeq and is a predicted model, not a curated record. The coding region runs from base 169 to 828 and encodes 219 amino acids. Gene Ontology annotation, molecular function: phosphatidic acid transfer activity. The transcript is spliced from 5 exons. Gene Ontology annotation, biological process: phospholipid transport. Lineage: Eukaryota; Metazoa; Chordata; Mammalia; Carnivora; Otariidae. Gene Ontology annotation, cellular component: mitochondrial intermembrane space.